GAGAGGGCGUCGAGACGCCAAAAAUAACCGACGCCUUGUACGGUUUAGAUCAGGUUUUCUAGCUGCCAGUCUAGUUUUGACUUUGGUCAAUCGCUGGAUGCUGAGCCUUCGACAAAGUGUUCAAUUUCGGUACUUUUUCUUAUAUUUUUCUCAUCUUGUGGUUUUUUGUGGGGUUUUCACUUUCUCUGUGUAAGGAACUAACUGGCUUACUCGUUGGUCAUGUAAAAUGAUAAUGAAAGAGGAGAAAAUGCAAGUUGAAGAGCCCAAAGAAGUCCCAACAUUUGCAGAUAUCGAACAAAACAUGACUUGCGACGAUAUGAAUGAAGCUUCUUCUUUGGAUCAUAUUGUAGAACAAUCCAAUCAUGUUUCAAAUGAUUUGACCGACUUCAAAUUCGAAGGAAUCAAUUUGGAAGACGACAUAGAAAAAGUGGAGUUAUCUUCAGUGGGAUCGUCAGAUUUGAGCAGUGAGGAGCUUACCAAUGACCUUGCUGACCUACCUACCGUCAACAACAAUCCACAAAUCGCUGGUGAAGAACUGAGGAAUUGGUUCCAGAAAAUCAAGGAAAUGCAGAGUACGAUUUACAAGAAGAUGCAGUUGGAGCAACAGUCAACUCCCAUUGAAAUUCCAUCCAAAAACUUUGGAAGUCUUAGAACACCACCAAGCAGGGUAAUGAAGUACCAAGAUUUACCUUACAUGGGUGAAAUUACUCUGGAUAAUUCUAAACCCAGAAGAGGUAGAAAACCGAAGAAAGCUGAUAUUUGUCAUUUGAUUUACAAGAAUUAUGGUACGAUCCUGCCAGGUACACCUAAUGCUAACGAGUAUAUAGAACAGGGCAAAAAAGACAGUUCAGACAAGGUAGCAGCGAACAAAACUGUAAGUAGUUUAUUAGAAAAGAGACUGACACAGCAAGAUAACAAAAAACCCAAACAAAAUAAGAGGUCGAGCUGUUCCAAAACCACCGUAAACGAACCAAUGAAUCUAUGUGUGAGGGACCAUAACCAAUUGAAAAUACGACUAACAAAGAAUUCAGAUGACACAUAUUCUACCCAAAUAAAAUCUGAGCCACAGAGUGACGAAGAAUUUGAUGUGAAUAUAGACAACGGUGAUAAUCUGAAUGACGAGUAUGGUGUUCCACAAUUUCUUCUGCAGCAAUUCGCUGAAAAUGUAGAUUUUUCCCAAAUACCCACAAAUAAUUCUAACGUUCCACCUUUCUGUCUAUGGCCAGGAGCAGACCCAUUGGUGAAUCCACUAUCGAUGCAGGAACAACUUAUGUAUUACCAAAGACUCGCUACCAUGAACAACAUACCAACAAGACCACCUCCAGAAAUGACACCAAUAGAAUCCAAACCUAAAGAAAGAAAACCCGUCAUCAGAAUAAAACCUAAAGAAUGUAAAAAUGAAGAUGACUGUGAUAGGUCUUCCCCUGGUAAAAUUAAAAGAAGUUCUUCAACAAUAUCAGACAAGUCGCCUUCAAAACGAAAGCGAUCUGCAAUAUUCAUUCCACCAAUCCCCACUGAAAACAACACAAACCCAGCAACUGAAGUCAGUAUAUGCAAAUUUAAAUUUACAGGAGGUGCUAAACCUAGUUUGCAAGAAAAGAAGAUGUUAUCAGUAGAUUCUGGUGGUAAUUUCAGGUACUACAGUGGUACAGGAGAUAAAAGCAUGAGAGGCUAUGAGUUUUUCCCAAGAGAAACUCUCCAACAGACUGCUAAUGCCACCCAAGGCUCUAGCACAGGUGCAUUUCUUCAAGCCUGUGGUGAAAAGUUCUUUCCAGGAAAUGAACUGAAUGAAAAACAAGUCAAAUCAGAAUUUCUACUCAGUCCUGAUCUACCAACCACUAGCUCAAAUUCACCACAUCAAGAAAUUAAUUUGAGGCAUAAGAAAAGGAAGAGUAGAAAGUCUCUUCAAAGAGAAAAGUUAGAACAAACUUUUAAAGAAAAAGGUUUCCUGAUUCAAACUCAACAGUUAGAAUCAGCUGAAGGUGCUACGUAUUGUAAGUUUAGACAGUUGAGGAAGUUCACAAGAUAUCUGUUUAGGAGUUGGAAAGACUAUUUGCCGGGGAAUGUGCAAGAAAUUCAAGAUAAUGUCAGAAAUGAAGCAAAUUUAGACAAUGCAUCUAAAUCUGUUUCAGAACCUACUUGAAGGAAGUGUUUGUUAAGUUUUUGACUCAGGGAAAAAUUGAAUGUUAUCAAAUAGUAUCUCUAAUUUAUUGUUGUUGUAACUAUUAUGUCAAGCCAAGUGAGAACAAUUCCAGAGGUGAAUAGAUGUAAUUUUCUAACCAAAGAAAUUAUUAUUAGGAAAUAAAAAUUUGGUACUAAUUAUUUAAUUUCACCUAACAUUAUUCUUGUUGUACAAUAGGAGUUGAUUUCUUGAGAUAUUCUAGUCCUAGAUAAUUAUUAUUUUUGAGACAUCAAUGAUAUUUGGACCUAUAGUACUCAUGUAUGUUAAAAAAUUGUUUAUGAAAGACGCUUUAUUUAUUAUUUAUUUUAUAAAUAAAUAACUCGAUUAUUUGAUCCAUAUUGUUCAAUAAAUCUGCAUAAUGCAGUGCGAAUAAUUAUUUUAAUUACC
Molecule: messenger RNA, 2569 nt
Organism: Harmonia axyridis
Lineage: Eukaryota; Metazoa; Arthropoda; Insecta; Coleoptera; Coccinellidae
Exons: 3
Coding region: 227-2143 (638 amino acids)
Source: RefSeq, a predicted model, not a curated record